This is a messenger RNA of Porites evermanni, 10585 nucleotides long. The record is from the annotation of a GenBank genome assembly. NCBI's taxonomy places the organism in Eukaryota, Metazoa, Cnidaria, Anthozoa, Scleractinia, Poritidae.
AUGGGUCACAAAUGUUCAUCGUUUUUCAGACCAUCUGUGACUGUAAAUGGGAAAAAAUACAGAGUGGUUAAAGAUCUCGGAGAGGGAGGUAAGCUCUUUCACAGUCUUUACUCAUGACAUGACAUGUCGAUCGAUCUGUCAUGUGGUGGCUUAAAAUAUUUUUGCCUUUGUGAUCCCUUUACCUUAUUAAUUGUUGUUUUUCUUUUGCCUUGAAAAUCCCGGUGAAUCUCUACAACUACUUGAAGCUAGUUGUUUUUAUUAAAAUUCAACAGAAAGGAGUAAAAUUAUUAAAAAGAGAAUGCACGAAACUUUGUCUUAAAUUGAGCUCAAAUUAUGUAACAUGCAGUUGUUGUUGAUCUUCUCAUUGGAGGAAGCUUUGGAUAGUUAAGAAGAAGAGACCAAGAAAAAAACUACUUUUAAUUAUUUGUGUAUUUUAUGCUAUGAAAAUUCUUUUGUACGGUCACUAUGCUCUCUAUUUCAAUUAACUGACUCGACUGCUGAUAUUUGAACAGUAUUGAAGUCAGUCGAUCACCAAGAAUUAAUUCCCAACUUGUAUUAAAAUUAUCUUAUUAAUAAAAUUUAUAAAAUAUUUUGUUUUAGCUUUUUCUUAUGUUAACCUUGUCUACCGUGGAAAGGAAUGGUUUGCCUUGGUAAGUAUAUUCGCCACGUUAAAACUACUGCAAAAUUAUAGAAGGUGGGCAGAAAUUUGCAUGGUUGCAAAAAUUAUCAUGCAUAAUCUUUUAUUAAGUUUCUCAAUAUUAUAGUUGGCACUUUUUAUUAUCGGACGGUAUAUUUUAUUACUAAACAGAAUAGGGGUGUUUUUAUAAUGAAGAAAAAACAAGUGCUCAACUGCUGUUGGACAUUAAACCGAAAAGCCGCUAAUUUUUAACAGCAGACACCAAAAAACUUAUAUCAAAAACUGAAAAAAAAAGUAAUGAUGAUAAUAAUAAUAACAACAAAGAAAGCCCAGUUACCCCCUUUCAUAUGUACAGGUUGUAUAUGUACAGGUAGGCCUUUCAGCACAUCAAAACAUGACUUUAUGUAUAACUGAUGGGUUAACUGAUCUUACAAGGCCUUUAACAGUGCAAAGUUUGCACUUGGUAUUUUAAAUUAACUUUUUUGUUCUCUCUUUCAAAUUUUUUUCCUGCCAAAAUUUAAUUAUAAGAAAAAUAAGAGUGUAAUGCAACCCCUGUUAGUAAUGAAUCAGUCAAUUUCAGCUGCGCCCAGACUCCCCCUCCCCCCCCCACCCCCCGGCUGACCCCCGGGCAUAAGCAUUUUUUUUUUGCCUUGGAUGGAAAAUUCCCCGGGGGUGAGGAUGCUUGAGCUGUCAAAUUCCCCGGGGUUGGGACGAAAAAAGAGGGCAAAUGCCCCAGCCUCCGUCAACACUGCAACAUUUUUCAUUGAUUGCACAGUCAAAUAGUGCUGUUUUAAAUAUUUUAAUGUGCGAUUUUUUGUUUCAAGUAACGUCUUCCUUUGUUAUAGUGCUAGUAUUUUGAAAUUAAGACUUCAUGCUGUGAUGGCAUGUACCAGUAAGUUUAUGCUUUUAGUACUGAUAUAAAAUUAUUGACAAUAGAAUUAAUAGAGCGCUGUAAAGUUAUGUUGUGAAUAUGUUAUAAAUAUGAAAGGAUGUUCUUCAAGUAAUAUCAACAGAAAUUAGAUUCACUAACCAAAAAACGUUGAUUCACAUCAAUAACUCCCAAGUUUCGCUAUGUAAUUCUGGCUUGUCGAUAAGCAAUCAAGAAAUGCAAGCAUAAAAUCAAGAACAUGCCUUUACAACCCCCUGUCCUUGACAGAUAAGCCAAUCUGCUUUUUUUCCAGUAAUAUCCCCUGUGUAGUUAUAUUCUAAUAAGAAACCAUGUGCAUGUCAAAAACUCAGGAAUAGGCCCGGGGUUGGCAAAAUUUGCAAAUGCCCCACCCCCGGGACUGAUGAGGCUGGCAAAUGCCUUGUAGUUGCCCGGGGGCUGGAUGCAGCUGGAAUUGACUGAUGCAUAAUGUCUGGGAAUCAGCACUGAUAUUCUUGUUCUGGGCCCUAACAGACUCCAGAAAUUACAUAUUUUACCAGAAAUGUGUUUGGAAUUUCCCUUUAACCAGAGUGGGAAAUUGACAAUGACUUUUCACUGGCCAAUCAUGGCACAUACUCAGAAUUGAACUAGGAUUUUGGCACUGUUUCACAGAGGGAAGUUUAGUUCCAUCUGCAUGUAGCACAGGCUAUAUGAAAGAUAGACCUUACAACUGUUGCUCAUAACAUUCAGGUGGACAGUCAUCAACCAUUUCCGUGUGCUUCUCAAAACACCAGACGUGCAGUUCAAAAAUUCAUUGGACUUGUUGUGACAUUUUUAAUUGACAUACUCUUAAACCAUUUGAGCUGCAAAUUGUAUAUUAGAGUAGAAUAACUUGUAUUGUAAAACCUCACAAUUAAUUGGCUCAUUAAAUUGGUUAUAUAAAGGGCCAGACAUUAAGAAACAAAGAGAAAAGAAGGUAAGGAGAACCACCACCACCCUGUUUGUAACGUGACUAACAAACUCUUCAACAAAUAUCGACCGCUCUUAACUUGGUAAUUUACAAAGUUGUCUUUUUCUUUAUUUUUAAGCUCUCACAAGUGACUAUUCAAAGGUUAAUAAUUAUAUCAUAUUUAGGCAAUGUGCUCAACAAAAGUUCAUAUAAUCAUAAGUUACUUGAGUGCAUAAUUCAACUAAACAUUUGCUCUAUUUUUGUUUAGAAAAGAAUGCGUUUACAGCUCCCUGAGCAAGAAGAGGUACAUACUGUACAUAUUAUUUUGAUGAAUCUUACAUGCAAUCUUUCAGUUCUAAAAAGCCAAGAUAGUGACCAAAUUAGUCACCAGCGUUUUACUAUUAUUUACAUCUCUUCCUGCAGAGCCCAAGCACGAGCUAACCUACAUGUGCCCCGGCUAUACCCCUCUCUUAUAAGCUCAUCAACAUGGAAACAAUAAUAUUAUCUUAUGGAAACAAUAAUAUUAUCUUUCCCCUGCCAAGCCCAUCCAAAACCCCUUGACACUGCACACACUUGCCUUUUUGUUAUUUGGGGCUUAUUAACUAGAAUUUUGUUGUAUUUUAGGUAUAAGCUGUAGGAUUACAGUUGACAUAUAAUUCUGACAGUACUCUCCAUUUUAUGUAUGACUGAAGCUCUUUAGACAAUAAGUGUGUGAUAGUAAUAAACAAUUAACAAAUAUUACAAAUCCUGUAAAAAGGUUGCAUUUCAUUGAUUCAAGUCCAUCACUGCAAGUGAUUCAGAUCAAUGCACUGGUGUAUAAAAUUAACACACACUGAAUAGAACAAUUUUGAUAAUAUUAUAUUCAAUUUAUUCAUACUUGGCUAUGAGGCUUGGGGGAAUUUAAACAAAAGAAAUGUAUUGUUCAUUUCUGAGCCUCAAGAUGAUUUCUUUUGCUUUAUUCCCCCAAGCCUGCCAAGUAUGAAUUUUAAUUCAUUGAAAUGGUCUAUUUAUUUUUGUUUUAGGCAUUUGAACGUGAGAUUGAGGCCCACAGAGCAGUUGAUCACCCAAGCGUCCUGGCCUUACAUGAUGUGGAUGUGGUUUCCAAGGGAACAUUUAAAGAAGCUCGCAUGCUUGUCACUUACUAUAAGGUAAACUUAGAGGCCUUGCAAUAGUCAGCUUUCAACAUAUAAUUUCCUUUUAAAGACUUUCAGGUACUGGUGUAUCUCCUUGUAUAAUUUGUUACGGGUCAAAAUUAAAUUCAGGUUAAAUUUUUUUAACCUGGGUUAAUUCUCAAUUUCCUUUGUCUCGUGGCCCUAAUUAUUCAUGAAUUAAGGCUGGUUAAAAAAUUUUAACCCAAACAUAAUUUUGACCUGUAACAUAUACAUUAGUGCCUGCUGCAUUUGAGCACUUGCAGUGAUUUUGAUGUCAGCCCAAAAGGAGUUAAGGUUCCUAUGGAAUUGUGGGAUUGCUUAAUUGAGGGGUAAUGAGAGGCGGGGGGUGGGUGCAUUGGCCCCAAUGCGGGGCUGUUGUGUCUACUAGCCUUUUUUGCAGAAUUGAUCCAACCCUGGGCCCAUUUGUUCGAAGGCUGAUUAGUGCUAACCUAGGGUUAAAUUUUAACCCGGGUUUCUUUCUCUUUUGCUCUAAAACAUUUUCCCAGAUAAGAUAAUUUUCUCUCUUCUUUUUCUGCAUCCAAUCAUCAACUUGUUGACAAAAAGAAUUAAACUACAUUUACUCUUUAAGCUUUCAUAUCUGAACUCAAAUUUCGCACUCACCCUGGGUUAUCUUAACCCAGCUUUGAACAACCCAGCCCUGGUUAGUAGCGUAUGGGAAGUAAGUCCAAUAUCCUUGUUCUGAGCUCCCAGUGGGCUUAACAAAUAAUUACCAGAAUGUAUUUUGAAUUUCCCUUCAAGAGGGUUGACAAAUCAAUGGCAUUUCAAAAACCCUUCAAGUCCCAAGAGUGACUGACCAAUAUCAAUAUUCUCCUCACAAUAUCAAUACAAAAUCAAGAGAAAAGGUUAGGAGAAUCAAUAAAAUGAUCACCUAAGGGAAAAUGCUUUGAUCUUUGAACAAAUUCUCUCAACUAAUUCCGUAAGGAAAUGUAUGGAGUUCAGUUUGGAGGAUCAUUCUGUAUGUGGAUAUUAAGGCUUAAAGGCUUUAACAGGCCAAUCAUCCUAAAAAAUCCUAGUACACAGCAGGUGGAGGCCUAGAACCAGGAUUUCAGCACUUUUUCGCAGAUAGAUUUAAUGAGAAGUUUAGUUCUGUCUGUGGUGCAGGGUAGUGUCUAUUUCUGUAACUACCCAUUAUUUUGUCACAGUAAUAACUUUUCUUCAACUGGCGUUUAUCAUUCUUGCCAACAUAUUAUUUUUGUUACAAUCAAUUUAUUUUAGGAUGGAACAGUUCAAGACUUGAUUGAACGAACAGCAAGAGAAGGUGGCCACAUCCCAGAGUUAGAUAUCCUUCAUAUGUUCAAGUCACUAUGUGAUGCAAUACUAGCAUUUCAUAGUUUAGAUCCUCCACUAGCUCAUAGAGAUAUCAAGGUAUGCAUUGUAAACCUGGAUUAUUCAAAUUUUUAUCUUUGCUGUAUCAAGGAAAGGUUGUAUAUGUUACAGGUCAAAAUUAAAUUCAAAGGCUAAAAUUUUUUAACCUUGGUUGAUUCUCAAUUUACUUUGUCUCCUACAGAUGUAGGCCAUAUUAUUCAUGAAUUAGGGCUAGGAGAGAAAGGGAAUCGAGAAUCAAUGGUUAAAAAAAAUUAACUUGAAUUUAAUUUUGACAAGUAAUGUGAUAACAUAUUUUAGUAAAAUCCAACUAGUGGUCUAUUAUUAUAGGCUGCAUUCUGAUUGGCUGAGCUACUACUAGGCUAUAUGUUAUAGCCCACUAGUAGCGAAAAGCACUGGCUUUGAAAACCAAGACAAUGCGUUUUGCUAGCUAAAGUUGUUUUGUCUCGAUAUUUUUGACCAACUAGUUGGAUUUUACUAAAACAAUUAUUCCUCUCGCCCUCAUGGCCUCUGAGUCAAUUAGCCCAUUCGGCCUUCGGCCUCAUGGGCUAUUGAGUCAGAGCCCAUUCGGGCUCAAGGAAUAAUUGUUAAUUAAUCAAUGGGUGCUUUUUCUCUAACUAAAGCUACAUGUACUACUAAGGCCAAUUAAGUAUAAAUUAAUAAUAAGAAUUGCAGACCAGUUUUUCAUAGUUGCAAAAAGGUUAGAAAGUAAAGAUAAAGUCCAAAAAAAAUGGUAGAAAGGCUGGAGUUUUUUUUUUCGUCUUUUUUUAACUGCCAUAAGUGCGUCACUCCUUUUUCUUUGGUAGUCAUAUCUUUUCUAAUCUUGUCUGUAGCCAAAACAUUUUAAUCACAGAAUGAAAAGUUUCAGAACUCUCUUCUGUCUCUCCUAUUUCUUUCAUGGGAACAGCUUUGUUCCUGCAUUUGUCAAGGCAGGCAAGGUUUCUUUUGAUCCUUUAUUUGAUAACCUUGAGACUUUUAAAAUUAUUUUCUUGGGAAAAGUCUGAAAAAAAAAUUCUGUAUGACCCCACUUUGCCUGUGGGAAGAAUGACCGUAUAAAGACUUACAGUUUUUGGUUGCAACUUGUGAGUUCCAGACAGUUGAGUAUACGAACCAGUGCAAGUGGGCAAAAGGUCAAUCGGAUCUCAUAGUGAAGAGGCCUAACCUAUAUAUAUUGUGGCAUGUUUUCCCCUAGAAUUAUUUGCAUAGUAUUGAUACGUUCUUGUUAUGAAUAUUGUCUUCUUUCUGUUUACUUUGGAAGCCUCAUAAUUUAUUGAUUGACGCUGAUAAUUCUGUGGUAUUGAUGGAUCUUGGUAGUGUGUCACAAGCCCGGUGCACCAUAACAUCUAGGUAAACGAUUUUUCUUCUUCUGAUAGUAGGCAGUUGUAAAGAUUUGUGUUGAACAAAAUAAUUUUCUUCAAUUGACACAAAUUCUUUAGUUUUUAUGUAGGCAAAGUACAUGUAAUCUAAAAUGCUGUCAUAAUUUCCCAUCUAAGCCCCUUGUUUCACUCACUAGUUCUUUUUCUAAAGGCAAAAAAAGAACAAAAGUAUAGCAGAUUCACUACUCACAAAAGUUUCCCUUUUGAUUUUAAUACCUUGCUGUUGAACUAAGCAAAAGAUCACCAGCAACGGUUUACGGUCAUCUCGCCACCAACGAAUUAGAAACAGAAUUCCAUACUCCUUGAAAACACAGCUUCGACUUUAUGUAUUUUUUCUCGUAGAAGAGAAGCUCUUGCACUUCAAGAGAAAUGUGCUCAAGAAUGCACGGCAGCUUACAGGUUGGUCUUUUUUUAGGUUGUUUGUCAGAAUGUUCUAUUCACUGUAGAACUAACUACAAAAAAAAAUGUUAACUGUAAGCCAUGUUGAUAUACAACAGUCACUAGCUAAGCUUCCAGUUUUUCAGGUCAGAAUAUACCGGCUCCUUAGCUUGUAUGUUUUAUUUUCCCAAUGUCCAUGUAAGUCAUGUGAUAAUACUUUAGAGAACUGUUUCAACUGUUUCAUUCAAAUUUCGUCUCAUUCCUUUGCAUAUUUGUACGCGUAAUUUGUGAAAAGACAAAGGGGCCCUUUACUUGGAAAAAAGAAAACAACAACUUAAGAGGUGUAGUCUCGACAGACUAUAUGCUCAUAACUUCUACGCAAAGCCUGGAAAAGAUUCAACUGUUCCUUGGUCGUUGUAAAGACCGCUUCAUGAUACAAGCCUGCUCCUUUACUGUUUUUCUCUUACCAGGGCACUGGUUAUCUGACCUCACGUUUACAUGCCAUGCCUUCCAUGACUCUCCGACAAAACCGUAAAAUCCAACCUUAAAUUGCAGCACUUUAUGUGAUUUACUUGAACAGUAUCAUAUAACUAUUGUCUUGUAGGGCUCCAGAGCUUUUUGAAGUGCCAUCACACUGUGAAAUUGAUGAGAGAAGUGAUGUGUGGUCACUAGGUUGCACUCUGUACGCCAUGGCUUAUGGUGAGUCACAUUUUUUCAAGACUUCACAUUCCGUUUCAGUUUACUCAAAAGAGCGUCUCCUUGAAUAAUCUGGCCGAGUUCCAUCAACAGUGCAGCACAUAUUGAUCUAGUCAUUUUUUUACAGUACUGAUACAUGUAUAGAAAACUAUUGUAAUUAAAGAUUAUGUUCAGAAUCAAGUUUAUUACCAGUGAGCAAAAGAAACUCGUGUCCGAUAGCCCGGGGCUAGUGGAUUUUGCUAUCGGGCUAGUGAGUUUUGUUCUUAACUUGCCCGACUACAGAAGGAUUGUAAUCAAUCCUGCUAAUCAAAAAGGGUUUUGGGGCUAGUUGAAAUGACGUGUGGGCUAGUACAUGCUAACUACAGCUUGCCCGAAUGGCGGGCUGUAAAACUGACUUUCUUUGCACCCUGAUUACUAUUAGUAGUUAGUUCUCAGUUACAUGUUAUUUACUAAAUGUGUUAAAAACCCAUCUGCUACCUGUAAAAAGUUAAGUACAAUUAGGGAAUUUCUCCAGAAAAGCUCAAGGGAGCUUGCCGAGAUCCCUGGCCAGUGUAAUUAAUUUUAAGAUGUAUAGCAGAGUUAUUUCUUGUUACUCUAAAUGUUAUGGUAAAUCAAACUUGAUACAAUAAAGUUUCCUUGUUACAGUUGAAUAUUAAAAAGGGGAGAUACACCUCUUUAGGUUACUUUUGUUAUGUCCUCCGCCUUAUGCAGUUCAGUAUCGUUUUGAGAAAAGAAAGAAAAGUAAUUAAAAGACCUAAGUUGUACAUUUAUUCGCAAAUGGGAAGUUUUAUACAGUCAAAUUCCUUUUUUUAGCAGAGACUGUAGGGACCUUGAGUUAGUGUCCUCAUUAGCGAGAGUCCGUAAUAGCGGGUGUUUAUUUCAGUCAAACGUCUGUAAAUUAUUUUUGCUUGGGAUUUAGCUGCUGUCCGUAUUAUCGGAGUGUCCGUUAUAGCGGGGUUAAACCGCAAGGCGAAUGUUGAUUGUACAGGUAUAUUGCCCUAACACGCUCAUCGUGUGUGUAACUUAGAGAAAUAUCCCUUUACACUGUAAGUGGUAUUAAAUUAUUGAAAGAAGCAAGCAUCAAUUUCGAAAGUCCUUAGACGACUGUCCUUGUUUGUCGGUUGCUCUUUGCAAAUUAGAGAGAAGUUUGAGUCUUAUCAAACUGGUGUAACUGAGAUGAAUUUUUUUUUUUAUAUCAUGUGCUAGGUCAAAGCCCUUGUGAUGGCUCAGCGCUUUCAGCAAACAGCGGAAAUAUUCACAUACCAGAUGACAGGUAGGUAAAAAAAGCUUGACUUCAGUAAAGGAUUUACGGUCAUUUCGCCUACGAGUCAUUUGGCCAACGUCCUGGUCGUUAACGUGUCAAGUCGUUUCGCUAAUGUGUUAGUUGAGUUCCCUUACUUCUUUCGCCUGAUCUCUGACUCUGAUCUCUGUACUUGAUAUACAAAUGUCUGUCGUACGUUUUCGUGACAUGGCUGAAAGAACGAGGCAUAUACAUAUGCAGCGCUCGUUUCGUUUCUUAAGCGAGAUGACAAAAGACGUUGACGAACGGGACUUUAGCGAAACGACUCGUAGGCGAAACGACCGGCUUCAGUAAAGUGGACUUGUCAAGUGAAUGCAUAGAGAACACCGUUACUGGUGCCUGUUAUAUCACAGGGUGCCCAAGAUUUUUCCGGAUUGACACCCGCUCUCAGGUUUAUUUCACUCAGGGUAUUCGGAUUCACAGGCGUUUACACUCACCAGUGAAAAUGAUAAAAUUCAUUCGAUGCACAGUUAUACCGAUUACAUUCCGGGUUCAGAAUCUCCAGACUCCGGGACUUUUUAUUUCGUUUUCACUCAUCUGCAUGAAAACGGCAAGAACCCUGUGACAAAGUGUUCCAGAUUUAUCAUGAAAAAUUCCUGUAGCCUUUAACGUAGCCUAAGAAGUAGACUGCAAAACAGUCAGCUGUUUAGCAGUCUACUUAAGAAGAAAUUCGAGAAUUCAGUUUCGGAAGUCACUCCUUUCUAAAGGCCGCUAAAUCUCACAAAAAAAUAAUAAUAAUUUAAAGUGAAUUAUCAGCCCUGACCACCAUUGAAAGUCUCCAGUAGUGAUGUCAUAGAGCCUUUUCAUAUGACGUCACUUCCGCCAUGUUGUCCCAAAACAAUAAAAUGGGGCCGUGUUGGCUGCUGGCCCCUCGAGUGAAAACACUCUAUAGAUAGUGAGUAAGUAUUACUGCUUUUUGGAACUGUUUUCAGUGGUUAUUCAAUGGAGCUGAAUGGCUUGAUCAUGAGUAUGCUUAAAGUGGAUCCUCAGGAAAGGCCAACCCUGGAAACCAUCAUGCGAAGGUUGAACAACUUGGCACCCUCAUCGUCAAUCCUUCAGUAUGAUACUGCUGCAGGGAACCCCUCCAUACAAUUGUAAUAGGCCAAAUUACGGUUAUAUGCUAAGUAACCUUGCCUUUGAGUGGAACUGAGGCUGAAGGUGACAUUGUUUUGAUAAGCACCUCAGUGUCAUUCAUGUGUACAACAGCAAGAUUUACAUUUGAAAUGAAUGGUUUUUAUUAAAACGAGGUCAACUCCAGGCUCGCUUAAACUUAAAAGGCCAGGAUACACGGUACACAACUGUAAAGUGGUCUAUUGAUAUAGUUACCGUUGAUGAUCGUUUUGCUUCAAAUAGAACGAACGCUGUUAUAGUGACUUGAUGUAAGUAUAAUUAAGAGCCCCAGAGUGUCAGCAAUGUCUUGUUUUUCCUAAAAAUACGUGCAAACCUCAAAGUUUGAUUACCUCUCAUAACCUCUGAUGAAAGGGCGUUAUAUGAGAUGCAGUUAACUUUGAAAUCUUUUUGCGAUAGCAAUUUCGCAGUUUCUCAGAUAUUGUUUGCGACGAGCUGCACAAGUUAACCAUAGUUCUUAGAUUUGUUUUUAAGGUGACGUAGAAAAAAAUGUAACAGUGACGCCACAAAGAUUCGCCCAAUAGCUUGUAGCUCUUAUAUCCGAGCCCCUCUUACAAACAACGACCAAAACGUAUCAUUUUGAUUGGACGCUUGAGAGUUUUGCCCAUAGUUAGUUCCAGUGAAAUAGCCAGCAGACUGCAAGUAACAUGAAUUUUGACGGGGUCGCAAAAUAAAGGAGCCACGGAUACAAGCCUGCUUUAAAGUAAAAGCGAAGGCUAAAAAAUAUCCUCAGAAUAUACUGAAAGUAUUAGUGAGCUACA